Messenger RNA from Bacidia gigantensis, 2469 nucleotides. RefSeq lists its product as uncharacterized. Gene Ontology annotation, biological process: TORC2 signaling. The transcript has 3 exons. Gene Ontology annotation, cellular component: TORC2 complex; cytoplasm; plasma membrane. NCBI's taxonomy places the organism in Eukaryota, Fungi, Ascomycota, Lecanoromycetes, Lecanorales, Ramalinaceae. The record is from RefSeq and is a predicted model, not a curated record. Gene Ontology annotation, molecular function: phosphatidylinositol-4,5-bisphosphate binding. Bases 1 to 2469 code for a protein of 822 amino acids.
AUGGCUCUCCUCCAAAACGAAGACUUUCUCAUCUGGCAAUUGCGUACUUCGUACUUGACGAACAUUAAAGAUGGUAUUGGUGAACGCUUGAUCAAUGUGGAUAACGCCAUCUUAAAUGAUCCUAAUUUUCGGGCUGCUGGCUGGUCCUCAAAUGUGCCGGAAACCAAGCGAACUUAUUCCCCACCAAUUCCCACUGCUAUCGCCUCUGACUAUUUCAACGCGCCAAGAUCGGCAGGACUGCCCCCUCCUGGCUUCAACGAUGAGGAAGAUGAGGGGGGCAUGGUGACUGGACGGGGGAGCGCGGAUACUGUAGGCCCGAGACCUAAUGUGAGGCGGCGUAAACGCCGAGAACAACACGAUGAAGAUGACAGCAGCGACCUUAGCGACGACAGCGAGGAUGAUAUCGAGAGCUCGCGAAGAGCUGCUCAGCAAAUCAAAUUUGCCAAGAUGCCCCUUCGAAAUCGAUCAGGCUCGUCACCUAUCCGGAGCUCCUACAGGGACGGUGUCGAAGUCAAUAUCAUCUCGCCGUCAAGGCGAUCGCAUGAGGGAAGGCUUCGUAGUGGAUCUCUGACAGGAGUCGAAGCGGUCAAGCAACGCGCUAGAAGAGACACGACGACGAGUAGCGAUUUCUCUUCCGAAAACGAAGUUGACCAGUCUUUCUUCAAGCGUAGACAGGUCAACACUUCCCGAGCAGCCAAAGCGGGAGAGCUACUUUCGCAAAAGCAUGAAGAGGACGAACGCCAGCAGCAGAUGCUCAAUCUCACAGGUACCAUCCACGAGGGUUCUGAAGCCGAAGAUAGAUCAGAUAUCUCGUCCGAAUUUGGUGGUACUGCUGACUCCGAGUCUUUGCUUGACGACAUAGCUGCUGGAUCUCUGGACAUGCCACCUCCUUUGAACUUUGGUCGUUCAGACUCGCCCUCUCCAAAAAAGCCCAAGACUCUAGCAACGUCUACUCUACAAGAUCUUGGCCGUACAAGGCCUAUUAGCACAAUACUUCCCGUAAGCUUACUUGGUCAAGCCCUGAAUGCUAGGAAAGCAAAGCCCAAAAAUCCAGUUGAGCCCUUCGCAAGGCUAUCUGGCAAAGGUGUCCCGGAUCCGCUAUACAUUAGGAUUUAUGCGCCCUUCUCUGAGACUUCAACCAAACCAAUAGAUAUGCCGUUGCUGAAGCACGUGCAGGACAACGAGUCGGGGGAGACACCUCAGACCAGUGUGGCGGACGCCAUUGGAUUGGCACUUUGGAGAUACAGAGAGGCGGAUCUCAAACCAUUAAUUGAUGAGUCGAAGCUGAAUGUCAAUCGCUGGACGUUGAGGAUGAUUGAGGAUGGCGAGGUCGACUUCGACUUUCCCGCUCUUGCACGGACCAGACCAAUUACGGAUUUCACAUCAAACAACAACCGUGGCUUAAGAGGUCGAUCGCGAGAGAAGCCAUAUGAUGAGUUCGCACUGGUCGAAGCAAACGAUGCGCAGUAUCAGGAAAACAAGACUCUGACUCCCAAGUAUGAGCAAUAUGCAACUCCUUCUAGUGACAGCCAGGAGCAGUCGGAACAAGUAUCACCGCCUAGCCAGACAUCCGUUGAAAGACCACAAAUAAACUCUCCGACAACAGCACCGCGCAAACCUCCCACUAUACCUGCAGACAAAUCAAAUCUACCCACAGUACACUCGACUCCCAGAAUGGGGGCGCAGAAACAGCUGAAAGUCCACUUUACUUCUCUCGAAGCCGUGUCCCAGGUCACCACGAUGGAAAUCACUACAGACACAUAUCUAGCCGAGAUACUAGACUCAGUUUGCAAGCGAUGGAACCUCGACAAGGCCUACCACAUCCUAAAAAUCUAUAACACAAACACAAUCGCUCCUGUUGACCGCACUGUCGAAGCCCUCGGCUCGCGCUUUGAGCUGGACCUCGUCCGCCGGCGCUUUGCCAACGAUGGCGCCAUCGGCAUCUCAGGUUCUCCAGGCAGCUCCUCACCAAACGCCCCUCUCCUCACUCCGUCCUCCGACUCUCCGAAGCGGGGCGCCGCAAAACGCACGCCCUUGAUUCAUCCUCUCGCCCAAGCUCGCACAAACGAUCUCUUCUCCCCAAAUCUCACCAACAGUUCCACCAUGACAAAAUAUCGGCGCUACACCGUCACCCGCAAGCAACCCAUGUCCUUCGCGCCAUCUCAACAACGUAUCCUGCUUAUGGACGAAGACUUCAUGCACAUCCUUACGCCUGACUCUGCACCUAAGGGCACGCUUUUCGAUGGUGCCACUAACAGCAAAGCGACGCGACAAGUGCCCUUUAGUAUGAUUGUGGGAUGUAAAGUCAGUAGAAGGCAUCCGAAGAGCUUGAGGGUCGUGGUUGCAAGAGAAGGCGGGCAGGAGCAGAAGAGGUAUGAUUUCGAGGCUGGGAAUGUAGAGGAGGCGGCGGAGAUUGUAGAGGACAUCAGGCGUGGCAUGGAGAUUUAUGGGGGCAAAGCGGCGGGUUGA